AUGAUAAUGAGAGAGGUAGAUGAAGAUCUAGCUAUUUUCUUGGGGAUACGAAGUGCGGUGGAUAGAAAUGACCAUCCUGCCCCUGUCAAAUCUGUUGAUGAAUUUAACAAAUCAAAAGACUUGCAGCCAAAACCGAAUUGCUCGUUGCCCGUGAACGCUACUCAAGAACAUAUUGUCCCGAAUGCGGCUGAGGAUAGUUUGCUUGACUUCGAGACUGAAGAAAACGAUUGCAAUCGGCAAUCCGAUUCCUCUUCACUUCAUCCGGUAGAUUCAAACGGGCCCGAUUAUACACUCAAUGGCUCUAAAACUCCCAAGGGUGACUCGAUUUCAAUGAAAUCCGAGGUAGAAAACUUUUCUGAAGAAUCCAAUCCCCCGAGCGACAGCCCACCGUACCAAAACCAAUCACAAAUGACCACAAAUCCAUCCUUUGGGCCCAACAAAAGGCCUUCAUCCUCAUCAUCAUUCGGGCCCCACCGCAAACCCUCUCCAAGACCCUCGACUCCCACAUCUCGCCCGACCCUUCCUACAAAAUCGAGACCCUCACGACCCACAUUGUCUUUUCCCUCCAAACCAAGCUCAAGAUCCUCAACUCCCUCGAGGCCCGUAUCACGCUCUUCCACUCCUAAUUCCUCAAGGCCCGGUCCGCGAACCUCCACGCCCACUCGUGGCAAACCGGGCCCCACCUCCACAAUCUCCAAAGCUGUGGGACCCACAAGGCCGUCCUCUGCAUCUAGAGGAAGGGUGAGUAGGCCCGAAGAGAAGCCCAAUAAACGGCAACAAAAAUCGUGCUCGCCUCCGAAAAUGCGGGCCCAAAUUGCGGCUGGGCGUCAGAGGGCUCGGGUGGGAACUAACGAUGGAGAUGAAGUGAACCCGGUUUUGAUGGGCACGAAGAUGGUGGAUAGGGUCGUGAACAUGAGGAAGCUCGUCCCACCUAUACAAGACGAGAGCCUUUCUCGCGAUAAUUACGGUUCGAGAAAACCGGGUUUGGAGAAUUCGGGUUUCGGGAGGUCGCUCUCGAAGAAGUCGUUGGAAAUGGCCAUACGGCAUAUGGACAUUAGAAGAAGCAUGUGCGAAAACUAG
Messenger RNA from Striga hermonthica, 1080 nucleotides. The record is from the annotation of a GenBank genome assembly. Lineage: Eukaryota; Viridiplantae; Streptophyta; Magnoliopsida; Lamiales; Orobanchaceae.